This is a messenger RNA of Didymodactylos carnosus, 2275 nucleotides long. The record is from the annotation of a GenBank genome assembly. Lineage: Eukaryota; Metazoa; Rotifera; Eurotatoria; Philodinida; Philodinidae.
GCAUUACAAGCAGUAAAUAGUGCAGUUUAUUUUUAGAAAUAAUAGUUUGAAUCAUUGUAUAUUAUUAUAGGCACAAGAAGAAUUACGUUGUGAGUCACAGGUGCAUGUCAAACGUGAAGUAACAUUAAAUAGAUUACAAGAACAAUUAAAAUUGAGAGUAAAUAUUUCUGAGAUUAUUCGAUAUAUUUUCGCAAUUUUUAUUGAAUUUUUGUAGGAAGAUGAACUUAAUCGUAUGAGAACUGCACUUGAUGAAUCAAAUCAUUAUCGAGAACAACAACAAGAAAUUGUAGCACAAUUAGAAAUGAAAUUAACAAAUGAAUCAAAAAAUCAACAAUCUCGACGAACAGUCGAUGUGUUAAAUGUUGAUGGUGGUAAUGUUACAUUUCCAGAUCGAACAAAAUCAGCGCCACAUUUUGGUGGUGUCUAUAGAAAAGAUACCUCGUUGAUUCAACCACGAACAAUUCAUUCGAGUCCAGCUGCAUUUGACAUGGAAUACGUUGUAGAGAGAUUUCAUGGACGCUCAAUUGCAUUAGCACAUUCACAAGAAGAAUUCGAAGAACUAGAUUUGAGAGAUGAUAAACAACAAAAAGAAGAUAAAAAAUUUGUACGCCGUGGUACCUAUCGUGUAAGAAAAAGUCGAAAUACACCAUCAGUUCUCGAUUAUGAUUUUCAAGGUGAUGCUUUACAAUCACUUACACAAGCAUCAAUAACAAAACAAAAGUUAAUCGAAGAAUCAAACAGAAAAGUAAAAGAAGGAGAGAGUAAAAUUCAAGAUUUAAGCAUUAACAUUCAAUUAAAAGAACAAUUAAUUAAAAGUGUUUAUGCUUCGAAUAAAGAUGUCAAAGAUACAAAUGAACAGUAUGAACAACAUAUUAAAAUGUUGGAAAAGGAAGUGGAACGAGCCAACCAAGAGUAUAAUGAUUUACAAAAGACCAUGCAACAGAUAGCUGUGAAAGGUACAACAGAAAAAUCAAAAUUAGAAAGUGAAUAUCGAAAAAAAUGUGACAUGGCCAAAGAACGUUUAGAAUCAUUGAAAAAAAAAGAAAAACAUUAUCGAGAAUUAAUGAUAAAAUUGAAUGGUAACAGUGAAAAGAGAAUUGCUGAUUUACAAUCAGCUCUAUUUCGUAUGAAACAACAACAUGAAACAGCACAAAAACGUGUCAAAGAAGAAAUUGAUUUGAAAAAUAAAGUUGAACAAGAACUUAUACGUGAACAACAGCGUAUACAAGAGUUAACAAUACAAAAUGAACAACAACAAAAAAUUUUAAAAUUAAAAACUGAAGGUUUAGUAGCGGCACAACGAAGAUUAAGAUCUGCUCAAGGUGCUGGUAAUGGUAGUGAUCAGCAACAAUCGCCUACGUUAAAUUUUGAUCAAGAAAUGGAAAAACUAGUUUUUGAAAGAAAAGAAUUAAAUACGUUAAAAGAAGAGUUAGAAAAACGUGAGGAAUUGAUUAGAAAAAAAGAAACAUUAAUAAAUGAACAAAUAGAAUUGGAAAAGAAAAAGAUGCGAACUAGUCAGGUGCUUAACAAGAGUUUGAAAACUAUGAAUGAAAAAUUAGAUAAUGUUGAUAAACAAAUUCAUCAGUCAGUAAACUUACGUGAUAAAGAAAAACAAUCAAGUCAUUUAUUGAUGAAAGAACAAUUGUUAAAACAAAAACAUUUAUUUAAUGAGCGAUUAGAAAAUAAUAAUAUAUUAACACCAAAUGAAGAACGACGAUUAAUUGAAAUUAAUGAAGCAAUUGAAGCUGUUGAUUUAGCUGUCGAAUAUCAAAAUAAUAUUAUUAGUCGAAAAGAAAAAGAAAUUCAACAAUCAAUAAGAGCAAGUCAAGGUCUUGAAUCUCCAUUGUUUAAAAUAAAUCAUUUGAGUGAAAGUGAAUCAAAAGAAUUAUGUCGACAAUUAUUCGAAAAAGUUAUCGAUUUAAAAGAUAACGAUCAAAAGAGUCAACGAGAGUUUGAUGAAAUGAAAUCUCAAUUAGAUGAACAAACUCAGAUUAUUCUUGAAUUAAAGUCUCGCAUUAAUCAAGAAACAAUUGAAUACGAUCGAAAAUUAACGUGUAUUCAACAAAUAAAUGAAGAAGAAAAACAUUUAUUACUAAAACAAUUAAACGACACAUCGAUACAAAUUAAAGAAUUAGAAAAAGAUCUUUACUUUUAUAAACAUAAAACAAGAGAAUUACGAAAAAGUAUGGCAACAUUAACAAAUUCAGCAACAACAAUUCAAGACUCAUUAAAUACUUCAUUUCGUCAACAAAUUAAUCAAAAUGUUGCACCGUAA